AUGGCGGUGCCGCGCGAAGGGUGGAAGGCGACGGACUUUGUAGUGGACGACAUGGUGUACUCCAGCAUUGACGUGCUCAUAAUGGACGCCCUACGACACCUACAAUGCUUGGAGAAGAAUAGCACGCUCAGGCUGUACACCGCGUUCAUCUACCACUACAAGAAGUGGGCGGCAAAGAUGCUGAAGCAGAUACGCGACAAGCUCCCCCAUGAGCAACGACUUAGGCACGUCGACGAGAUCGGCCACUACAUCCAGGACAACAAGAAAAAGGAUUGGUGCAACGAGAAAGUGGUCCGCCGAGAGUACAUCUGGCUGCACGGCCCUAAGGUCACCGAAGCCCGGCUGCGCGCCUACGUGAAGCAAAUGAGCCGUGAGUGUAACCUCAUUGCUGACCCGCCCGGGGAGGAGAACAAUGCCACGCGAACGGGGCCUGUGAGGUCGACAACUGUGCACACGAUCCUCGGCCGCAUAAAGGCAUGCCAGAUGGCGGCGAGGGUGGAGGCGACGCUGUACCGAGAGAAGGAGCUGGGCAUCAUGAGGGAGAUCUCGGUGGUGAGAUCGGAGAUGCGGUUCAACGUCCGCCACAAGAACGAGAGGGACAUCAAGAACUGCGCUGACCGUCGACGCGGCACCAUCGGCGAUACCUACACCGCCGAGCAGUUCCGCCAGAUCAUGAUGAGGGUGCUGCCGACAUGGGCGGCGACGGCGUGGAACCCGCGGGCUACCACUCCGUCGCAGACGCUGUGGCGAUUCCUGCUCAUCAAGGUGCUCACGCUACUCUCCCACCACACUCUCCUGCGCGGCGCCAGCAUCCGCGAGAUCACGCUCCCCGACGUCUUCUUGUACCACCUGGCGAGCACCUCAGAGGUGAACCCGGAUAGCCAGCCGGUCGUCAUGGUGAUCGCUGCGCGUAACUCAAAGACUUCCAAGGAUGCCCGUCUUCAGCAGAGCUACGCUGCGCGACACCUGGAAGCGGAGCUGUGCGCCGUCGGCGAGACCGGCCUGUGGCUGCACUUCAUCCUCGACCAGAUCGGUCAGUUCUCCGGCACCGACUUCCUUUCGCCGCUUGACACCACAGAACGCGAACGCUGGUACAAGAAGCAUCUCUUCUUCGCCAGAAACGACAAGGAGCAGGAGGAGCUCUCCUCCGCCACCCACCAACGUUGGACUCGGCAGAUGUGGAGGACCAACAAGGAAAUAUCCGUGCGCAUGGACACCCAGUAUCACAACAUGUCCCUCAAGGAGGCGCUGAAGAAGGAGGUCGAACGCUCGGCGCUCGAGAAGCUAGGCUACCAGGAGACGAUCGAGAAGCAAAACGACACCAUCGCGUCGCUCACCGCCGAGCUUGCUCGACUCACCGAGGCACUCCGUGUGUCAGAAGCCCGGAGGAUGCCGGCGGCGCCGCCGUCGGCGACCGAUCAAACUCCGGGCGAGGGUGGCUCCGCGGAUUCGGCCAACACGGGGACCGGAGCCAAGAGAGAUGAUGGGAAACCCCCGCCACCCCCCCAGACGGCAGAGGAGGCCAGUUACGAGCUCAACGUGGUGCAACCGUGGCGGGAUUCAAAGACCGUGCGGGACGCUUGGCGCCUCGGGAACUCCGCCACCGCCAAUGACACCCGUCGUCUUUGCGACAGGGUCGCCGAGCCGGGGUUCAUCGACCGCCACACCCUCCUCAAAGGCGCGACCCAGGGUGCACUCAACAUGAGGGUGCGCCGCAUGCUGAAGGCCAUGGAUGCGGUGCGCCAGCUACGCGCGAGCGACGGCGAUGCCGACACCGAAGCCGUGGUCGAUGCACUGAACACGAUCGCGGCACCGGGCAUUGGGACCUUCUACGAUGCCCUCACGGUGCUCAACCCGGAGACGGCACCGACGAUGUCCAAGGAGCCUGGCAUGGGCGUCAAGGGGCUUGGCCCCAAGGUGGUCUCGAAGCUACGCCUCGCCUGUGCGCUGGUGGCGCUGGAGCUGAAGCCGACGACGUGGGUCGACCGCCUGUUUCCAGACACCUGGGAGGAUCAGAUGCCGAAGACCGAGGCCGACUUGGCCAAGCAGACCGCACCUGCGCAGCGUCCUCCAUCAAAGCGCAAGAAGUCGGCAUGA
This is a messenger RNA of Closterium sp. NIES-65, 2097 nucleotides long. The record is from the annotation of a GenBank genome assembly. NCBI's taxonomy places the organism in Eukaryota, Viridiplantae, Streptophyta, Zygnematophyceae, Desmidiales, Closteriaceae.